CAGCGAGAAAUUCGGCGCUGAAGAGGAAGAAGCAGUCUUUAGCAGUGACACGAGAAUUUCUCAAGGGAACGACACAAGGAACGCUAGAUUACAGUGAUUUUUCUCUCAUAACACACACCGCAAAGUCUGCGACAUGGCUGAUAAAGAGGUGUACGAUGAUGCGGUGGAAGAAAGAGUCAUCAAUGAAGAGUACAAGAUCUGGAAGAAAAACACCCCGUUUCUCUACGACCUGGUGAUGACACAUGCSCUGGAGUGGCCCAGCCUCACUGUCCAGUGGCUUCCAGAUGUCAACAGGCCAGAGGGAAAAGACUACACCGUCCACCGGUUGGUUUUGGGGACCCACACAUCAGAUGAGCAGAACCACCUUGUGAUUGCCAGUGUCCAGGUACCAAACGACGAUGCCCAGUUUGAUACCUCGCACUACGACAGUGAAAAAGGAGCAGAAUUUGGUGGAUUUGGAUCAGUGAGUGGAAAAAUUGAAAUAGAGAUCAAAAUCAACCACGAAGGAGAAGUGAACCGAGCACGCUACAUGCCCCAGAAUCCCUGCAUAAUCGCCACCAAGACCCCCACGUCUGACGUUCUGGUUUUCGACUACACUAAGCACCCAUCAAAGCCAGAUCCCAGUGGGGAGUGUAAUCCUGACUUGAGGCUAAAAGGCCAUCAGAAAGAGGGCUAUGGCCUAUCCUGGAAUCCAAAUCUCAAUGGCAACCUACUCAGUGCCUCUGAUGARCAUACCAUCUGUCUGUGGGACAUUGGCGCCGGCCCAAAGGAAGGGAAGAUCGUUGACGCCAAGACCAUUUUCACCGGUCAUACAGCAGUGGUGGAAGACGUUUCCUGGCACUUACUCCAUGAAUCCCUGUUUGGCUCUGUUGCAGAUGACCAGAAACUAAUGAUCUGGGACACUCGGUCUAACAACACCUCUAAAGCCAGUCACUCAGUCGAUGCUCACACUGCUGAGGUCAACUGCCUCAGUUUCAACCCCUACAGCGAGUUCAUUCUUGCUACUGGCUCUGCCGAUAAGACCGUUGCUCUGUGGGAUCUAAGGAAUCUCAAACUGAAGCUCCACUCUUUUGAGUCCCACAAAGAUGAAAUUUUCCAAGUACAGUGGUCUCCUCACAAUGAGACCAUCCUGGCCUCCAGUGGCACUGAUCGACGUCUCAAUGUCUGGGAUCUCAGUAAAAUUGGAGAGGAGCAGUCUGCAGAGGAUGCUGAGGACGGCCCACCAGAGCUCCUGUUUAUCCAUGGAGGCCACACGGCCAAAAUAUCAGACUUCUCCUGGAACCCAAAUGAACCCUGGGUAAUCUGCUCUGUGUCUGAGGACAACAUCAUGCAAGUUUGGCAAAUGGCCGAGAAUAUCUACAAUGAUGAAGAACCAGACAACACCCCCGCUGCAGAGCUGGAGGCUCAAGGAUGAGGACUCGGGCUCUACGCAGGUUUCUGUCCAGGCACCGCAUCUUGUCCGAUCCCUGAGUGCAGCGCUGUCUCUGGCCCACCUUAGUCCAAAACUGUUAACGACGAUCAAACUGCUUGCUCUCCUCACUAGCAAUUUUUUUGGAUUCAGGAUCUCUAGGCCUAAAACUUAACCAAAACCAGGGAUUCAAAAAAGAAAAAGUCACUUCACUUCUGCCCAGACUUUAAAGAUUCAAAACGCUGACCCUCUCAGGUGGAUCUACAGUAUUUGUAAAAUAGUAUUUUGUGCUAAAAGGCAUUUAAAUAAGGGCAUAAAAUCUUUUCUGUUAAAAAAAUUAAAAAUACAGUUCAUCUAUUUUCAUAAUUAGCUCAUUUUAAGGGCUUUUGCAAGAAGUGAUUUUUUUUUUAAAAAUGACAGCAAGUUGGCAGAAUUUGUAAAAGGUUUUUCUGAAACCUGUAGGUGAUGAGAAUCAGUUAAAAAUUUACAUCUUUGAUCAAGAAGAAUGCUGGCUGCAUCCAGCGACUCUCUCKUUUUCCUCCUGUCUACUCUGAGCUCUUCUGGCUGCUGUUCUGUUGUGUCAACACAUCAGCGRAAUCACAUUCCCCGUUAGGUCUGCCUCGUCUUCAAGGUACAUAAACACUUGUGGGUAUUUGGUUUGUGUGAACAGUAUGGGAUUGUUACAUUAUUACAGAAUGUGAAACUGCAGUGUUGUUUCCUGCACCACAUGCUGCAAUAAAGCUUUUUGUAACUUUUCAAAAGUAA
Molecule: messenger RNA, 2173 nt
Organism: Austrofundulus limnaeus
Lineage: Eukaryota; Metazoa; Chordata; Actinopteri; Cyprinodontiformes; Rivulidae
Product: histone-binding protein RBBP7
Exons: 12
Coding region: 134-1414 (426 amino acids)
Molecular function (GO): protein binding
Source: RefSeq, a predicted model, not a curated record